Lotus japonicus is the source of this 1302-nucleotide messenger RNA. RefSeq names its product DNA repair protein RAD51 homolog 1. Gene Ontology annotation, biological process: reciprocal meiotic recombination; double-strand break repair via homologous recombination; mitotic recombination. Gene Ontology annotation, cellular component: condensed nuclear chromosome. The transcript is spliced from 9 exons. The coding region runs from base 139 to 1167 and encodes 342 amino acids. Gene Ontology annotation, molecular function: ATP binding; ATP-dependent DNA damage sensor activity; ATP hydrolysis activity. Lineage: Eukaryota; Viridiplantae; Streptophyta; Magnoliopsida; Fabales; Fabaceae. The record is from RefSeq and is a predicted model, not a curated record.
GUAAGCUUUCCCUUCACUUCAAAAUUCCCAUUUCCCUCCCUUUCUUGUUUCUUCCAUCGCCGCGCUCUCUCCUUCUCACACCGAUUCCGCUGACCCUCACCGCAUCGCAACUCCUUGUUGCCGGGUCAGUUCAGAAGUAUGGAGCAGCAGCGCCACCAGAAAACCGCCCAACAACAACCACAGGAAGAAGGUGAAGAAAUCCAACACGGACCUCUACCCAUCGAACAGCUUCAGGCUUCGGGCAUAGCUUCCAUCGACGUCAAGAAACUGAAAGAUGCAGGAAUUUGCACUGUUGAGUCUGUCGCUUACACUCCCAGGAAAGAUCUUUUGCAAAUCAAAGGUAUCAGUGAAGCAAAGGUUGACAAGAUUGUUGAAGCAGCGUCGAAGCUGGUGCCGAUGGGGUUUACUAGUGCUAGUGAGCUUCAUGUCCAGCGGGAAUCAAUUAUUCAGAUUACCACUGGGUCAAGAGAGCUUGACAAGAUUUUGGAUGGUGGAAUUGAGACAGGUUCUAUCACUGAGUUGUAUGGUGAGUUUCGAUCCGGGAAGACUCAGUUGUGUCACACUCUGUGUGUCACUUGCCAAUUGCCACUAGAUCAAGGGGGUGGUGAGGGAAAAGCUAUGUACAUAGAUGCUGAGGGCACAUUUAGGCCUCAGCGACUCUUACAGAUAGCUGAUAGGUUUGGACUCAAUGGUGCUGAUGUAUUGGAAAAUGUCGCUUAUGCUCGAGCAUAUAACACUGAUCAUCAAUCACGGCUUUUGCUUGAAGCAGCUUCAAUGAUGGUGGAAACAAGGUUUGCUGUAAUGAUAGUAGACAGUGCUACUGCCCUCUAUAGGACAGAUUUCUCAGGAAGAGGUGAGCUUUCAGCCCGGCAAAUGCAUCUAGCAAAGUUCCUGAGGAGCCUUCAGAAAUUAGCAGAUGAGUUUGGUGUGGCUAUUGUCAUAACAAACCAAGUAGUUUCACAAGUAGACGGUUCUGCAGUCUUUGCUGGACCUCAGGUCAAGCCUAUUGGAGGCAACAUUAUGGCUCACGCUACAACAACAAGGUUAGCUCUCAGGAAAGGUAGAGGGGAAGAACGAAUCUGUAAAGUGAUAAGUUCUCCUUGUUUGGCCGAAGCUGAAGCAAGGUUUCAGAUUCUUGCUGAAGGUGUUUCGGAUGUUAAAGACUGAACAAUUUUAGCAUGUCUUAAAUUUGUUUCUUUUUUGUUUGCUUUUGUCCUUUUGUAAGUGGUAACAGAUGAUUUGCAAGCAUCCUAUGUCUAAUUUUGCAACGUUUGUCAGUUUGGUAGUUCACAUUUUUUACUA